Messenger RNA from Lampris incognitus (smalleye Pacific opah), 940 nucleotides. It is a transcript of the gene ndufv2, whose product is annotated as NADH:ubiquinone oxidoreductase core subunit V2. Gene Ontology annotation, biological process: mitochondrial electron transport, NADH to ubiquinone. The transcript is spliced from 8 exons. Gene Ontology annotation, molecular function: NADH dehydrogenase activity. The record is from RefSeq and is a predicted model, not a curated record. Lineage: Eukaryota; Metazoa; Chordata; Actinopteri; Lampriformes; Lampridae. Bases 95 to 829 code for a protein of 244 amino acids.
ACCCUCUCAAUCGAGCGUGAUCGCGAUCGUGUUGACGCCGGCCAUUGUGGCGCCGCGGUAGCGUGAAGGGAGUCGGGACGACAGGCUUUCCGAGAUGUUUUGGUCCUCCGCUGUUCGUGCCGCUGUGUCGCAAACGGCCAGGCAGGUGAGGAGUCUGCACCGGUCCGCUGCACGGGCAGGAGCUGGGGGCAUCUUUGUGCACAGGGACACACCUGACAACAACCCUGACACUCCUUUUGAAUUCACUGAGGAGAACAAAAAGAGGAUUGAGGCGAUCAUUUCAAUGUACCCGUUGGGACACAAGCAAGCAGCCACAAUCCCAGUGUUGGAUUUAGCCCAGAGGCAGCAUGGAUGGCUUCCCAUCUCAGCCAUGAACAAGGUUGCAGAGGUGCUGGAAAUCGCUCCCAUGAGAGUGUAUGAAGUAGCAACAUUCUACACCAUGUUCAAUCGUAAGCCAGUGGGAAAAUACUUUAUUCAGAUAUGCACAACAACGCCCUGCAUGCUCUGCAACUCGGACAGCAUUCUGGAGACUAUCCAGAGUAAACUAGGUAUCAAGGCUGGAGAGACCACACCAGACAAGAUGUUCACACUAAUAGAAGUAGAAUGUCUGGGUGCUUGUGUGAAUGCUCCAAUGGUCCAGAUUAAUGACAACUACUAUGAGGACCUAACCCCUAAGGAUAUGGAGGAUAUUAUAGAUGAACUGAAAGCAGGCAGGAUCCCUCCACCAGGACCUAGGGGAGGGCGUUUCUCCUGCGAGCCAGCAGGUGGGUUGACCAGCCUGACAGAACCUCCUCCAGGGCCAGGUUUUGGUGUGAGACCAGACCUGUGAGGAUUGGUCAGCUUUUUCAAAAGCAACCCAAACCCUAAUCUGUAAUGUAUUAAGUCAAACAGUUUGUGUAAAUAAAAUAUUCAUAUACCAAUGUGCAAUGUGUCAGAAUGU